Molecule: messenger RNA, 438 nt
Organism: Protopolystoma xenopodis
Lineage: Eukaryota; Metazoa; Platyhelminthes; Monogenea; Polystomatidea; Polystomatidae
Source: the annotation of a GenBank genome assembly
AUGAGUUCGAGUCCGGUUGAGGUCGCAGUUAAUUGUCAGGGCAGCCUUCUUCUCCUGCCUCAUAUUCUAUUCCCCGUUUGUCAUUUAAUUCUUGUCCUUUCUCCUUCUCCUCCUCCUCCUUUUUCUUCUUCUCCUCUUCCUUCUCCUCCUCCUUUUUCAUCUUCUUCUUCUCCUCGUCCUCCUUCUCCUUCUUCUUCUCCUCCUUUUUAUUCUCCUUCUUCUUCUCCUACUUCUUUUUCUUCUUCUUCUUCUCUUCCUUCUUUUUCUCCUCCUUCUCCUCUUUCUUUUUCUUUUUCUUUUUCUUCUCCUCGUCCUCCUUCUUCUUCUUCUUCUCCUUUUUAUUCUCCUUCUGCUCCUCCUCCUCCUUCUUCUUAUACGUUUUCUUCUACUUCUCCUCCUUCUUCUUCAGCUUCUCCUUCUUCUUCUUCUUCUCUUCCU